CCCAUACGCCUUCAUCGCCUCCUACCUACCAUUCCCGUCGACUAUCGAAGUCGUAUUGCAAUCCUCUGCUGGACUUCGACAAUCGCGUCGAGCUUCUGCACAUUCUCACUCUACACACGCUUCCACCGGUCCGCGGCCAAGGAUCCUCUUCUGAGCAAGCCAAUCUCCGGAGCUCUGAUUGCUCGUGGUUCCGUGUGCCUCGAUACGUAGAUCUCCAGCUGUAGAGCAUACUCGCCCGUCAUGAAGGGUAUCACCAAGUUCGCCAAGAGGACUCCCCACCUCCUCACCACCCGGGUGGGCAUGGCCUCAAAGUCCCACGAUGCUGCGUUUGACGACCUCAACCGGCGAUUUACAGCCAUUGAGAAGUAUACCGAGAAGCUGGUCAAGGACUCGACGAGCUUCAGGGAUGCUGUCAAGAGUAUGCUGCUCUCGGGCGCAGCGUUCGGCACUUCCUUCUCGGAUCUCUUUCACCCGAUUGGAAGCGAGUACGAUCUCGAGGGAAAGCACCCAGAGUCUGUCAACACCAUUGCGGAGCUCCAGAAUUAUCAGCUCAUGAUGGAAGAGCUGAGAGAGACUCUCACACCUGAGAUUGAGCUCAUCGACUCGCGCGUAGUGGCUCCAUCGAAGGAGUUCGAGGGAGUACUGAAGGCGAUCAGGAAGAACAUCACCAAGCGAGACCACAAGCUGGUAGACUACGAUCGUAUCAACAAUAGCUUCACGAAGCUCAAGGAGAAGAAGGAGAAGACGUUGAAGGAUGAGCAGAGUCUCUUCAAGCUGGAGCAGGAGUACGAGGCGGCAACUGCUGACUAUGAAUACUACAACAACGCCAUGAAGGAGGAACUGCCUAUCUUCUUCGACAAGGUCAAGGCUCUCAUGGCUCCUCUCUUCCACAGCUUCUACUAUAUGCAGUUGAAUGUCUUCUAUCUGACACUUGACAAGAUCCAGACCUUUGCUGACGGCAAGUACGACUUGUCAAAUGCCACUCCGGAAAGCGUGGAGCAGCGCUACGCCGACAUGUUGACGGAUGCUGCAGAGAGGCUGGAGGCACUGACGAUCAGGAAGCCAGCUGCACCCAGCGCGCGAGUGUUGACAACAGCCGGCCGUACUCCGGGUCUCAACUCGUCGGCAUCGUCAUCGAAAGCGACGGGUCUGGCGGCUGGCGCACCUUCCCGUACAGGCACUCUAGGCAGCCUCGGUAGGACACCCUCGUCCUCCGCUGCACCUCCCUCUUACUCUGGUUCUCCCUCUUCUGCGGCAAAGAAGGCUCCUCCGCCUCCACCUCCGACAAAGCCCAAGCCAGGAGCCCUGGCGCCACGCGACUAUGUGAUAGCCCUGUACGACUAUACUGCGCAGGCCGAUGGCGAUCUGAGCUUCACGGCUGGAGAGCGCAUCGAGGUCACGGAGAGGACGGCGAGUACGGAUGAUUGGUGGACGGGCGUGGGAAGCAAUGGGCAAAAGGGCAUCUUCCCUGGAAAUUAUGUCCGAGAUGAGUAAGGGGUGAGGGGAUUAGAGGAGUAGGGCCGUCGGGAGGCAAGACAGUAGCGACCCUGAUGGCUAGACGAGAGGGACUCGAGCCAUCGGAUGAAGCUGAGCCUCGUUUGUAGCUUCCGUAGACGACUGACCCUGGGGCAAGAAGAGCAGCACCGGCACGCUCCGAUCUACCUUUGAGGUCACGCUG
Molecule: messenger RNA, 1678 nt
Organism: Microstroma glucosiphilum
Lineage: Eukaryota; Fungi; Basidiomycota; Exobasidiomycetes; Microstromatales; Microstromataceae
Product: BAR-domain-containing protein
Exons: 5
Coding region: 241-1494 (417 amino acids)
Biological process (GO): actin cortical patch localization; endocytosis; plasma membrane tubulation
Cellular component (GO): Rvs161p-Rvs167p complex; mating projection tip; actin cortical patch
Molecular function (GO): protein binding; lipid binding
Source: RefSeq, a predicted model, not a curated record